AUGAAAAAAAAGAGAAAAGUGGCCAUGAAAAACGCAUCGUUGAAAGAAUCUGCUUCAGCUACCGGGCAGAAAUCUUUGCUAACAUUUUUUGAAAACAAUUCUAAUGUAAAUGUAACAGAAAAGCGCGUACAACAUCCCUUGUUAUCAGAAAAAGAAA
This is a messenger RNA of Paramuricea clavata, 157 nucleotides long. The record is from the annotation of a GenBank genome assembly. NCBI's taxonomy places the organism in Eukaryota, Metazoa, Cnidaria, Anthozoa, Malacalcyonacea, Plexauridae.